Molecule: messenger RNA, 3740 nt
Organism: Planococcus citri (citrus mealybug)
Lineage: Eukaryota; Metazoa; Arthropoda; Insecta; Hemiptera; Pseudococcidae
Product: collagen alpha chain CG42342
Exons: 25
Coding region: 274-2235 (653 amino acids)
Source: RefSeq, a predicted model, not a curated record
GGUUUUAUUCAGUCGUCAGUCUUCUUUGGUUGUAGCCUUUCGAGUGGUGGUUGAGUUUCGUGUUGUGUUCGGUUAUUCAUUUUCGACGUUCGGAAAUGUGAUUUUAACGUAAAAAAAAAAGAAAUAAUUAUUUAUCAUUUAUAGUAAUAUUGUAAAAACGAAGUACGUGAAAAAUAAUUUUUUUCGUUGCGAAAAUUAGGCGAUGUGUUAUGUUCGCGAAUCGAAAAUGUCGUGUAUUUUUUUAUGCAUACACGAUAGUGAUUUUUUGAAAUAAUGGUGAUGAAAAAUAAAAACAGUGACGACAGUGUGGAAUUCCACCACACUUGUCGUGGUAAUUAUAAUAAUAAUUCGUGGUCGACGAAAGUGCUGCAUAUUGUGAUUGUUUCUUUUUCGUGCUACUUGUUCUAUCGAGUUACCGUGCUUGAAACUCGAUUAAGAGAUCUAGAAACCGAGGUGUCCAUCAUCAGAAAUGGCGAUAAAAUCACCGGCUUCGAGCAGUCCGACGACGUUUUUUCCAAACGUAUAAAAAGAAGUACCCCAGAAUGUGUUUGUCCGCCAGGACCACCAGGGCCUCCUGGAAAACGAGGUAAAAAAGGCAAGAAAGGCGACCAAGGCGAGCCCGGUCAACCGGGUCUCGCUGGUCCACCGGGCAAGAAUGGUUUUCCGGGACCUAGAGGUUUACCAGGAGUGAGAGGUUUAUCGGGACCAAUUGGGCUAGACGGACCGAAAGGAGAUCAGGGCAGACCCGGUGAAAAAGGUCAAAAAGGAGAUUCCGGUAAUCCAGGAUUCGACGUUUAUCAAGCAGUCAAGGCAGAUACGCAUUUACAAGGGAGUUUGAAAAGAUCGGUUACAACGUUACGUGGUGGGACAUUAGGUUAUGCGGAAAUUGUCGCGUUAAAGAGUUUACAAGAGCAAGGCCAUAAUAUUUCGGCUGAAAGUAUCGUAUUGCUGAAAGGUGAACCGGGCGAACCUGGACCCCCGGGACCUCCGGGCGUACAAGGUGUUGCUGGACCUCAAGGACACGAUGGAAGACCAGGACCUCCUGGCGAGCCUGGCCUACCUGGUGAUACAGGUGCUCCAGGAUUACCUGGCCCUAAAGGAGAACUUGGCGUUAUUGGACCGGCCGGACCCAAAGGUGAUAAAGGCGAUAAAGGAGACAGAGGGUUGACUGCGACGUUCAAAGGCGAUAAAUUCUCAACUGGUAUAAUCGAAGGUCCUCCUGGUCCUCCUGGACCUCCAGGUGAUAAAGGAGAACCAGGCGUACCAGGAUUAGCAGGCACUGAUGGAAUUCCAGGUCCUCAAGGUCCUCCCGGAAUACCGGGUGCAUCCGGACCAAGAGGUGAUAAAGGAGACUAUGGUGAUAUCGGACCACCCGGCUUAAUGGGUCCUCCUGGAUUACCUGGACCUCCAGGAUACCCGGGUACCAAAGGAGAAAAAGGAGAUAAAGGCGAAUCUAAAUAUAAUAAUAAGAAGAUAAGAAGAAGACAACAACAGUUCCAAGGAGAUGCUGCCUAUGAUAGUAUGUUAGUGGCGGAACCACCGCAGCAUGUGAUGGUUGGACCUCCAGGACCUCCUGGAAUACCGGGUCCACCUGGUUUACAAGGUCCGCCAGGAAUUAAAGGUGAUAGAGGAUUAGAUGGUUCGAAAGGAGAAAGGGGCGACAAAGGAAGUAGAGGAGAUCCGGGACCAAUGGGUUUACCAGGUCCAAUGGGCAUACGAGGAGACUUGGGUCCAGUUGGUAAAGCGGGGCCACUGGGACCUCCUGGUUUGGAUGGAAUGAAGGGAGGUCAAGGAGAACCUGGAGCUAAAGGAGAUCGCGGUGACCCGGGCUUACCAGGCACAGAUGGAAUACCAGGGGUUGAGGGUCCAAAAGGUGAUAAAGGAUCUAAAGGCGACUAUGGUCCGACUGGAAAACGCGGCAGAAAAGGUGAUAAAGGCGAUAAAGGUGAUCAGGGAGUGCCUGGAUUAGAUGCUCCGUGUCCAAUAGGCGUAGAUGGUUUACCAUUACCAGGUUGUGGUUGGAGAGGUCCUAAGGAAAAUACCGUUGUUACUUUUACCACUACGCCUUCUCCCUUCUUACCACUGACUCAAGAUUCAGCAGGUGAUUAUGAGAAUGAACCCGACGAAGGGGAGGAGGAAGAAUACGAGGAGUACGAGGGAGUAAACAAUAAUAAUUAUAAUAAUAACUAUAUGAACGAUAAAUCUCGUAAAAGAAGGAUUCCAAAGAAGCACUGAGAUAUGAUUCACGUCAGUACGAGUCACUUGAAGUCCUAAUUUCUUAUAAUUAAUUAUACGCGAUAAGUUUAAAAUUAAAUAUGCUUUAUAAAGAGUCCAUUAUUACAACUAAUUUUCAACUAUUGGUUACCCAUUUUGUUGAUUUUUUGUAGUAUUUAAAAUUAGUUCAAAAGGUAUCAAUAGUUGAAAGAACUUACUGGUGUUGGAUUUCUUGUAUAUGUGUCUAAUUUUAUUACUCGUUUUAUCUGUAUACCUACUUAAUUGUUAAUUUUUUUUUAAAUGUACCUAUUUGAUAAUGAAUAAAGAUGAAAUAAUUUUUGCAUUUAUUUUCAGGUAUAUUUUGUAUGGUAGACUACAAUUGAUUUUUUUUUCUUUAAUUGUCAUGUUGUGUUGUGAUUUUGUGAUUUUUUUUCAUGAAAUAUUUUUUAAAAAUAUGUAGAUUUCACGAUAGAAAUAAUUUUUUAAACUGGCACGUUUAUUUAUUAUUUAUUGCAAUUUUUUUUUUUUUUUUGAAAAAUGACCUUUAUUUAUUUCUUACCUGUUAAAUAUUAUCGCUCAUUUUAUUCUUAGUAGAUAUACUCUAUGGCUAUUUGUUUUAUCAUUAUUGAGCUUUUAUUGUUAUUUAGUAUUGUUCUUUAUUACUUGUAUAAAGUGUUGAAAUUUGUAUUCGAACAAUAAUAUUGAUACAUACUAUAUGAAUGUAGAAUUUAAUUAAGUAAACUUGGAUAGUAAUUUUAUACUCGUACUCGUAGAUAUUUAUUUUUUAUUUUUAAUAAUAAUUUUUACCAUGUUGUGUUUUGUGUACAAUAUGAACGCGUCCAUUUUAGAAGUGCCUAAGUCGACUUGAGCCCUUUUUUAAAAAUAAAUGACCGAAAUGAAUUCUAAAAGCCAAAUAUCAUGCGAACCUUAUUGUUUCUUGACGAUUUUUAUGGUACCUUUACAAUACUUGAGUGGACAAUUUUGCCUUAGAAUGGUCAAAAAUAGACUUCAGAUACUUGAGUAAUAUGUAGUCGGAUGAUUUUUCUACACAUUAAGUAUUGGAAUAGUAUUCAAACUUCAAUAACUCCAUACUUGAGCCCUUUUUCAUUGCACAAAUUUUACCUUCUAUUUUAUUAGUAAUAAAAAUAUUUUGUAAUAAAUUAUUACAAAAUAUGGACUGAAAAUAGAUAAAGCUAGUUUAUGUGUAAAUUGAUUUCCGUAGUUUGAAUAACAUUUUUACAUUAUUUUAUACUCUUCAAAAAUUAGUCCAAUAAAAAAGGGCUCAAGUGCAGCGUUCCUUUUAAAGAAUAUUUGACUGAUGACUGCAUAUUAUUCAUCUAAGGACUACUUUCGACAUUUUUUUUGUUUUUUUUAAAUGAAAAGAAGUUCCACACAUUUUAAAGCUAUUAUGAAAAUAUUUUCAUGUGAAAGUUUCGAAUGCGUUUUUCUCAAUACACUAAAUUUUUACUUGGGCCCUUCUUUAUUGGACGUAUUCGAUUUAUGGCAAUAAAUUUUUAUCCACUUUG